Molecule: messenger RNA, 1913 nt
Organism: Melampsora larici-populina 98AG31
Lineage: Eukaryota; Fungi; Basidiomycota; Pucciniomycetes; Pucciniales; Melampsoraceae
Product: family 18 glycoside hydrolase
Exons: 5
Coding region: 230-1519 (429 amino acids)
Biological process (GO): chitin catabolic process; carbohydrate metabolic process
Cellular component (GO): extracellular region
Molecular function (GO): chitinase activity; chitin binding
Source: RefSeq, a predicted model, not a curated record
GAUGGCCCAUGGGUGCGUUGAAAGGCUACAGCUUCCAGCGUUCGCUUUCAUAGUUUCCUUGAUUGACUGUUCCGUCUGACAAAAACAAUCCGGAGUGAUCUACUCUUUGAAGCAACAUAUUACCUUUUUUAUAUUCGUUCACACCUUGCGAGACAAGGCUCUUUUCAUCCCUUUUGGACUUUAGAUUAUCAAUAUACCAAUAGUUUUUAUCAUCCCCUUAUUUUUUAAAAUGCAAGUCUUAUUGGCUCUGGUUCUUCUUGUCAGCUUUGACUUGCAAGGUGCUCUAGGCGCUACUUGCCGGGCUCGUAAACAUCAUCGUGUAGCUAAAUCUUCAAAUCGAUCGAUCAUCUCAGUUUACUAUCCUGGCUAUAAUGCCAAGUUCUUACCAGUAGAAAAAAUUCCUUGGAAGAGAUACGAUCAUUUGCAUUAUUUCGUUGCGGUUCCAGGUGACACAGCGAAAGAUGAUUUGAAAAUUGAUACGGAAGCCAACAUGAAGGAGGUUAUCUCAGCUGCAAAAUCUCAUAACGUUUCCACCUCACUUACUGUCGGAGGCUGGACAGGAAGCCGUUUCUUUAGUGCUUUGGUCGGCAGUGAGCAAAACCGAACGGAUUUCGCCACGUCUAUUUCGCGAGCAGUCAAAAAGUACGGUUUUGAUGGGAUUGACUUAGAUUGGGAAUAUCCCAACGUCCAAGGUUUAGGAUGUAACCUUCUCAACAAAGAUGAUAGUCAAAACUUUUUAUCCUUUCUUAAAGUUUUACGAUCAAAACUUGGUGCUCACUCUCGACUUUCGGCUGCUGUUUCGGUACACGGUUUCAUGUCGGCUGAUGGAACCACUUACCUCAAUGACACCAGCGCGUUUUCUCGUGAAUUAGAUUUCCUUACGAUCAUGGCCUACGAUGUCUAUGGUCCCUCAUUUUCCAAAGUAGCUGGCCCAAACGCCCCACUUUUCGACACUUGCUCUGAACCCAACUUUCGAUACUCUGUUUCCCAAGCCAUCAAACAAUGGACUUCUACCGGAACACCUGCAAAGAAGCUUAUCCUUGGUCUGCCAGCUUAUGGUUACGGAUACACCACCCUAUCGAACAAAUUGACACCUAGCACCUUUUCUGGGAAGUCGGGUGUGACUAGUACAUUAUUUCAACCUUCGAGUCCUACUGUUCCUCCUGCUGGUAAGAUAGCUGACGCCGGAGGAUCAAAAGAUGUCUGUGGAAACAUCACCAAAGCUGGAGGACAAUGGCUCUUUAAAGAAUUAUCUCAAACAGGAAAGCUUUCAACUGACGGAAAAAAAGGACUUGAAGGUUAUGAAAGGCAUUAUGAUAAUUGUACUCAUACUCCAUUUUUAUUCAACCCCUCAACUCGAAAUCUAAUCAGCUACGAUGAUGGUUUCUCUUUAGCUGAAAAGACAAAAUAUGCAAUUGCACAAGGAUUAGCAGGUGUCGAUAUUUUUGACGCAACAGGUGACUCAGAAGACGGUCAAUUACUAGGAAGUAUUCAAAAGGCCUUGAACAGGCAGAGCUAGAUAAUGAAUUCUCAUUACUCGAUGAAUGUGAAGAUUUAUUUUGAUAUCUUUCGUUUGACUUGACUAUAUGUAGGACUAUCGUUUAACUUGCUUUCUUUUAUCACUUAACGUCCUUUAUAAAGUUACCUAAACUUUCUACCAAAGUUGGUUAUGUAUGUACAAGACGUAUGGUAGUGUUUGAUUUGUAAGACCCACCUCACGUUUAUCACCUUAUAGUACCAUUCAUUGUAAUACGCUAGAUCUUAAAAUAUGUACCUCUUGAUGAGGAAUUAAAUUCGAUCACAAUACUCAAAUAUCUACUAAUGUUCGAUUCUAACAGCGCUUCAUUAAGGUUGACUCAUCUUUGAAAGAAGAAUUGAUUGGAACGCUUUUUGAAACGAACCUUUAUCUGAUU